AUGCCGCCGAAAAGACGAACAUCGAUUUCGAAAGUUCCCCAAUCGAAACUACAAGAGAUUCGCUCACAAGAUAUUAAAAACGAGAAUGUGGAUAAACUCAAGCGUCGUGUCUCGUUCAGUCGAGAAAAAACUGUCCAACAUUAUGACAAGGUUGAUCAACAGAUGAUUCACUCUCCGAAAAUAGAAUUGAUCAGUGAAGUCUCGGGGAGCACCGAAGAAUCAGAAAUGUCGAUCACAAAUUUGUCAGCUGCGAACAGAAAUACCCCGACUCCAGCUUUUGACACAACGUGCGAACUUUUUGGCUCAAAUUUUGGAGCUCUUCCAUCAUCGACCAUACGCCAAGAUGUGGACAUGGAGUUCUCGACAUUAUCUGAACCAGAAGGAGCAGACAAUCGAUUUGAAACAACAACUCGUCUCUUCAGCGGAGGCAUGGGUGUAGACGAAUCGCUUGAUCAGCCGGAAAUGCUUCAAAACUUUUUGGGGAAUCCAUCAACGACGUUUCUCAAUGUGCAAGCAGAUAGAACUAUGUAUAAAAGUGAUAAUGAGAAUCAAGUGGGCUCUUCGUCGUCUCACCAAGUUGCCGAAGAUGGAACUUCCCGAUCUCGUGAGAAAGAACACAGGAGACGCAGAAGAAGUCAAAUUCCCGCUUCGGUUUCGCUGACCAUCCAGCAAGAAUGGUAUUCGGAAGCACAUCAGAAAAUGCUAACCGACACAAAAACUGCUGAAGGACGCGCAAGGCUUGAUAAAUCUGUUCAAGACAUUUUGCUUAAAGCAAAUCAAUCGUUGGUGAAAAUGAAUCAGGAGAAAAUCACCGAAAAACAGCUUCGAAGCCACAUGUACUUCACUUCGAAAAAACGAAAAAAUUCUCUUCAGAAAUCUGACGAUAAUUGUGAGGGUUUGAAUCAAGUCGAAAAAAUCGUUCCUCAUGCGUACAAGGACACCCCCGUUUUUGGAAAGUCCCCCGGUGGAGUCGAUUCCUUGGGCUUACAAGAUGACGGGGAAAUUCAAGUAGAAGAGGAUCGACAAUCGAGCGGACCCUCGACGAAAUGCACAAAGAAAAGUGAUGUUGAUGUGCUUCAUGAGUUUCGACGUCUUCUUUCUCCUUUGUGCGCACGAGUGCAACGCAUCGACGAAAAGUGCGAUUUUAUCAUCAGAGAACUUGAUAAAAUGUACGUCAUGACUUCAAAAGAUGGUAAAGAAAUGUCG
This is a messenger RNA of Mesorhabditis belari, 1206 nucleotides long. The record is from the annotation of a GenBank genome assembly. Lineage: Eukaryota; Metazoa; Nematoda; Chromadorea; Rhabditida; Rhabditidae.